UAACAGUCAACGAGCAACAAAUGAAAAUUGAAAAUAUAGUUCGUGUCAAAGGUUUAUGUGGUAAUGAUGUGAUUAAUUUCAUCCUUUCGUUAUUUUACUCGAUAAUAAAAGAGAUAAUGGACGUGUAAUAAUUUUAAUACUAGUGGUUUCAGUGUUAGUAAAAAUAGCCAAGUUUUUCAUAGCAAAGCAAUAAAAACUAAUUAUCUUAUAAGAAAAAUAUUUAGAAGAAAAGAUGUCUGUAGGUUGGGCUAACCUACCCAUCCUUCCACUUAGGUGUAUACUUGAACACCUGAGCGUAAAUGAUGCACUUGCAGCUACAUCAACUUGCCAACACUGGCGCAGUGCCAUACUAUUAUAUGAAGGACACAAAGAAGUUAUUAAAUUAAGUGUAAAGAACAUAGAGAAGAGCAUGUUCCUGACUCGUAUAUUUAAAAAGUACACAAAACACUUGCACAUUUACAUUGACACAACAGUUGUAGAAGAAUUUGUGUCCUUUAUGAACUAUAUUUUGCCAUUAUACUUCGAUACAAUAAAUCUAAACGAACUGGCAUUUCUCGGUCCAAGUUACAUACUUAAGAAUCCAAAUGUGCCAAUACCACAACUGCAAAGAAUAAUAGUUGAGACUCUCGUCUUCAAGAACCUACAUAGUCUACAGAGGCUUCUUUUAACUGGCUGUGAGAUGGGAACACCUAAAAAUGAAAACGAUAGAUACGUACACAAGAAUGUAGAGUAUUAUUCGCGGCCGCUGACGUUCAGCACUAAGCGUUGCCUGGAUGACACCAUACUAUCUAGAAGCAAUGUCGGAUUGAUGAUGUUCUCUAAGCUACAGUCCAUAGUGAUAGACUACGAGUACUUAAGCUCAGCUGCCGUAAACACACUGAGUCGUCUGCCGGAAUUGGCGCUGCUCACUUUAAACAUCGGACACAAGCGCCCUCUAUCGUUGCCGAGAUUCGAAUGGCCGCCCGAGACAUUGAACGUCGCUAUUAACGUCAUUUCAGUACCAUUGGACCGCUUCAACGAUAUUAUAGAACAUGUAUUUGUUCGUGGGCUUCUCCUGGUUUCACUUAAAGUCAUGUUCUGUAAAACUUUCCAUGUGCCACUGUUAUCGCACCUGUCUCGUUUGUAUAAGUCCACGCUGCAAGAGUUCGUGUGGGUGGACGCUCCGUGCAUAUCUACCACGCCAUUUUACAGGGUCGUCAAGCCUGAACUGUACGAUGUUUGUGUGAAUCACAUUCUACUGAUGUGCUGGCAGUGUGUACAACUACGUAGACUCGUUAUUCAUGGCUACUGGCUCUGGCAAUACGACGUGCUGGGUAUUGUGCGCCUGCGCAGGUCGUUGGAACGCCUUGAAUUAUCAGCAGUGUACGGGCAACAGAACCACUUCGGUACGGCCGAUAAUCGCGUACUAAGAGUUUUAGCCAAUGACGACUUGGAUAUUUUGGAAGCUCAAUAUAUUGAGAAAAUCAAUGAGCAUACACAGUUCAAAUGGGCGCCAACAACAUAUGAGGCUUUGCCGCCAGCGCUCAAGCUCAAUGCUACUUCGCAAGAUCGGGCUGAUUACUACAUGCGUGAAAGUUCCAUAUAAACAGACAAAGACAGGCUUCAAAAUUCAAAUUAAACCUACAAAAUAUAUAUCUUAAAACAAAUCUAAAUGUUAAAUUUUAACUGUUGACGUCUCGCGCCAAUACUAAGAGACAGCUAUAUUAAAAUACCAAUACGUCAAAAGUAUAUUUAAGUUAUUCGAUGAAAUCAGAAGUAUUCGGUAUGUACACAGUUAUAUGUUUAUAGAACUAUGUAUUUUUAAAUUAGUUGCUAUAUACUUUGUUAUAAAACGGUUAUUUUGUGAAAUAAGAACAAGUAUACAAGGGCUUGAGUUUCCGUAUACCAAAAGAUAAAAGGACGUCGAGUUAUACGAUCUGUCAAACUAUUUUUCUAUCAAGGUUUGACAUUUGACAGUGCUGGUCAGAUUUUGACUUGUAAAUAACGCCGGUAUUAUAAUUAGCUUAAUAUUUUAAAAAGUAUAACCGUGAAUAUGCGUAUAUAUCGUUAUAUGUUGAGUUGGUGUAAACUGUUCUACUGAACUAUUUAACGUGUGUUUAACGAAAAUCCUGUAGGGCAACUUUUAUAUUGUUUUACCUUGGUAACACUGAAAAUGUUUAGAAAAUGAAAACCUACUUAAUGUAGAAAGUUGCCAAUACUUUUAUUGUUUUUCGAAGUAAUCUACGUUCCUUUCAUCGCAUUCGAUGGACUCACUGAGAAAAGCAGUGGGCCAGCCUUCCUCAGGGGUCUCUUCUAUGGCAUUUUCGUACGCUUUUACCGCAUCUUCAGGGCUCGUAAAGCGAAUACCUCGAAUUUUAUCUUUAGU
Molecule: messenger RNA, 2365 nt
Organism: Pieris brassicae (large cabbage white)
Lineage: Eukaryota; Metazoa; Arthropoda; Insecta; Lepidoptera; Pieridae
Exons: 13
Coding region: 233-1585 (450 amino acids)
Biological process (GO): SCF-dependent proteasomal ubiquitin-dependent protein catabolic process; positive regulation of protein ubiquitination
Cellular component (GO): SCF ubiquitin ligase complex
Molecular function (GO): protein binding
Source: RefSeq, a predicted model, not a curated record